Molecule: messenger RNA, 643 nt
Organism: Didymodactylos carnosus
Lineage: Eukaryota; Metazoa; Rotifera; Eurotatoria; Philodinida; Philodinidae
Source: the annotation of a GenBank genome assembly
GCCGUACAAAGAUAAAUAUCAUGAUGUAACACGUUUUUCUGUAAUAUAAUUUAUUUUUUGUCAUUCUUUUCUCUUAUUAUAUGAGCAAGUGCGGUAGACAUCAGCGAGUUCAGGAUUAAAAAAAUUUCAGAUCAAACCAGAUUCAAAUCUCAGAGCUUUCGGAAAUAGCGAUGGGUUUAUUGAGAUCGAAAUAGUGGUCGAGGCCUCGAAACCGAUUGGUGUAUGGGCGACCGACAUCGGGCCCUCAAAUAUUCCGAUCGGUUUCUAUGGUUCAAUGAACUGUAGAGGUGGUUCAACAAAUAAAGCUGGCUUCGACAUCAAAAUAAAACGUGACGGUAUAACAAAAUGGAUCGUAUACCCUCGUUCUCGUCCAUUUGGUAACAAUAAUUAUCAACCAACAGAAAAAGGAUUCAAAUUAUCACAAGAAUUUACGAACACGUUAUUCAAUCAAAUAGAACUUACCAUGCCACUAAAUCAAUAUCUAGACACACAUUGUAUCAAAAGUGCAUCAUUUGGUUCUACACUUCGCGUUUCAUACAACGAUCAAACAUCACCCGAUUUAACUUGUCCAAUUGACAAUGAAAAAUUGGCAACACUAUAUACACUGGUUGGCGAUCUUAUCAAAAAAUUAUACAUUAAUUAA